Lucilia cuprina (Australian sheep blowfly) is the source of this 3116-nucleotide messenger RNA. RefSeq names its product putative leucine-rich repeat-containing protein DDB_G0290503 (gene mira). NCBI's taxonomy places the organism in Eukaryota, Metazoa, Arthropoda, Insecta, Diptera, Calliphoridae. The record is from RefSeq and is a predicted model, not a curated record. The coding region runs from base 331 to 2817 and encodes 828 amino acids. The transcript has 2 exons.
UGAAACGAGUAGGAACUUUUCCGUUUAAAGAAAAAAGUAUCCUUCCGAUAUUAAGUAGUUAGUUGUGAAAAAUUGUUAAAUUUGAAAAAAAUUGUUUUGUUUUUGUAUUUAUUUAUUAAAUAAUUGUUAACUUUUAUUAAAAAGACUUUGUUAAUUUAUCCUCUGUUUGUUAUCCUGAAAAGUGUUAUAAACGUGAAAAGGAAAAAUUAUUAAAAAUACGAAACCAAAUACGAAAACGUAAAAAAAAACUUUGGCGCAAAUACAUUCGUAUAACCAUUACAAGAAAAAAUUUCGAUCAUUAUUAAUUUAAAUAACAGCAAAAACACAAAUAUGUCGUUCUCUAAAGCUAAACUCAAGCGUUUUAACGAUAUUGAUGUAGCUGCAUGUGGUUCACCUGCCCGUCAUGUGGUCGGCAACGAAAAUACUGGUACUCCAACUGCUACCGCUACUGCGUCAUCAUCUACUGCCCACCCGGAGCGUAAGGAACAAAUUGAAAAAUUCUUUAAAGAUGCCGUGCGCUUUGCUUCCAGUUCGAAGGAUGCCAAAGAGUUUGCUAUUCCCAAAGAGGGUGGACUAAAAGAGGACAAGGACAAAAAGUCAAAAGGCUUAAGACUUUUCCGUACACCUUCAUUGCCACAUCGUUUGCGUUUUCGUCAGAAUUCUGAUGUAACUGCAGCUGCUCUUAGCAAUAACAACAAUGCGGGCUCCUCUACGGCCAGUUCUACACCAUUGCCUUCGGCAACAACCACCCCCGUUAAAGAAAUGCCUAAGUCUGCCAGCCGUUUGAAAGGCAAAGAAGCGUUACAUCAAGAAAUUCGUCAUAAAAAUGAGUUGAUUGAAAACUACAUUAGCCAAAUUGAUGUACUGAAGCGACAUGUAGAUCAACUCAAAGAAACUGAGAGUAAGUUGCGUGAAGAACAUGCUUGUGUACAACUGAAAACUGAAGGUAUGGUUCAAGAGCUUACUACCGAGAACAAGGCCGUAAAAGAUUUGAAUGAUCAGUUAACUGUAGAAAAUGCGAGACUUGUUGAAUGCAUUGCCCAAUUAGAGUCCGAAAUACGUACUCUUCAAGAGCAACACUCUGCAGAAGUUUCAAAAUUGUCUGAUAUUAGCGAACAGCUGAGAGCCAACAAUGAGGAAUUGGAAAUAGCCAGCAAGAAACACUUAGAAAAGCAUGAAUUAAUGGAAGCCCAAAUCUCUAAGCUUGAUCAAGAGAUUAAAGAGGCUCGAGAACGCUUGGCAUCAGAUGCUGAAAAAGCUCAACAAAACUUUGAACUCAUUGAAAACUUAAAAAAUAUAAAUGAAUCGUUGAUUGGUGAUGUUGAUAAGCUGAAGAAACAAAUCGAGCAGGAUGCUUUGUCGUACGCUCAAGAAACUAAAAUCACACAAAAUGAAAUGGAGUGUCUGAAAAACGAGCGCAACACCUUAAAGAACGAUUUGGCUAGUAAGUGCGACUUCAUAAAAGCUUUGCAAGAUGAACUCUUAGACAAGAAUUGUGAGAUUGAUGCCCACUGCGAUACCAUACGUCAGUUGUGUCGCGAAAAAGCUCAAUAUGUUGAAAAAGAACGUCUAAUGAACACUGCCGAGGAGAAGGUGCGCUUUGCCGAAGUUCAAGCUGAACAAAAGGUACAAAAACUUGAGUCAGAUCUUGAAAAUGCUCUAGAACGUGAGAAGGCUUACUGGCGCAACGAAUUAGAUAAACGCCAAAAAAUGGCUGAGAAUGAGAUUAUCAAGAUUGAGUUGGAGAAACAAGAUGUUAUGAUAUUGCUUGAAAGUACCAAUGAUAUGUUGCGCGAACGCGAUGAGAAGAUUCAAAAGUAUGAAGAACAAUUGCGUAACGGUAUCGACUACUAUAUACAACUUACCGAUAAUCUACAGAAACAAGUCGUAGAUCUGAAACAAGAAAUGGCCAAAACUAUUACCGAAAAGUACAAUUAUCAAUUGACUUUGAACAACACCCGUUCUACCGUAAAUAUUCUCAUGGAGCGUUUAAAGAAAUCUGACGCUGACGUAGAACAAUUGAAAGCUGAAUUGGAGUCAUUGCAGCUGGCUAAAGGUGCUUUGGAACAGAGUUAUCUCACUUUGCAAGCCGAGUUGGAGUCUGUCAAGAAGCAGUUAACAGAAUCGGAGACUGCUCUACAGGCGGUGCGAGCUUCAUCGGAAACACUACAAAAAGAGGAGCGCAUCGAUGGGGAUGCUGCCAAUUACCUGGAUAUGUACAACGAGCUCAAGAACAAGGAUGAGUCACGUGAGGUGUAUAUGCAAGACAUGAAAAAGGCUCUGGACGAAUUUGCCACCGUUUUGCAAUUCGCUCAGCUAGAGCUUGACAACAAGGACACCACUUUGAUCAAGGUACGUGAAGAAUGCGAACAACUGAAGCUUGAAAACAUUGCCCUCAAAUCGAAGGUCGAUGAUGGCUCAGUUAAAGUAGCAACACCCGCCAAAAAGAACAGUACCGAUAUGGAGAAAAUUGAGGGGUUAUUAAUCGAUUCCGAAUUAAGAUCAGAAUGUGAUAAAAUUGCCACUUGGUUCUUGAAUUCCACCGAAAAGAGUGUACGCAACGAAAGUUCAAACGAAAUCAGUGAACUGUUGAAACCCACAACACCGAAUAGCAAAGCAACACGCACGUGCACCACACCUGUACGUUCUUCGAGUGGCAAAGCUGUGGUCAACAACGUGAAUACGCCACGUACACCACGCACACCAAAGAACUCAACACAUACUCCCCGCACCACACCCAAGAAAACCGUUCUGUUCCCGGGCAAGGAAAAUAUACCCAGUCCACAGAAACAGGUGCUAAAAGCGAGAAAUGUUUAAGAUGUAGACAAAGCGAGAGAGAACGAGAGACGACAAUUAUGUUUAUUUAUACUAUAAUAAAUUUUUAGAAUAUUUAGAAUUUACACGUAGUCGUACUUCCCUAAGAAACUAACAUACAAUUUAUAUAUAAAUACCUACAGAUUAAACUCUUUUUUUUAGAUAAUAAAAUUAUUAAAAAAUAUAUAUACGAUAUAUACUUCCUAAGCAUUCCUUUAUAUAUUCAAAUUAUACUUUAUCUAUAAUUUUAUAAGAGUUCAUAAUUUUGGUAUCAAAAUAAAACAAGCAAGCAAACAAACAAA